CUCGCAUCCAAUUGCAACCAGCUACCCAAUAUUGCUGAUUCAGGAACCGGGCGGAAACUAAAUGUAGUAUCCAACCGCUCGGUUACUUACGACUAGGGGGUAAACACCAAUGGCACACCUACAGAUCCAAUUGAAGAUUUUCGACGGCCUCUCGUUGAAUAAGACUUUUGUCGACAUAACCUUGGUAUAGUCAAUAGUCAAAGUAAGCCAUGACACGUACUGUAGAGGACUGGUGCCGCCCUAGAGGAAGCAUCAGUCCUUGACCUCAUCCUUGGAUACCUUACUCCGUAGGCUAGGUAACGUCGUACGUACCUUAAUCAGACACAUACGAUGGAGAACACCGACUUCAACACGCAUAUCCGGCGGCCUUGGGAGCAUCCGCAGGAUAUCGAUAAUCACUCGGAGAAGUCCAACCGUUUGAAGCUUCUCGAUAUCCUCCCCCUGCCGAUUAAGAACCAUAUUAUCGCGACCAUGAGCGAGUUCGCGGGCACCUUCAUGUUUCUCCUAUUCGCAUUUGGAGGUACGAAUGCCGUAAACACGAACUUACCGGGCGAUACUCCGGCCGAUCCAGCGCGCUUGCUGUUUAUCUCACUGUGUUUCGGCAUGAGUCUCGCCGUCAAUGCUUGGGUCUUCUUUCGUAUUAGUGGUGGCUUGUUUAAUCCAGCCGUGACCCUGGGCAUGAUGCUGGUUGGCGCCGUGGAUUAUAUUCGGGGUCCACUGGUAAUAUUGAGCCAGAUCCUUGGUGGUAUCGCGGCUUCAGCUGUGGUAUGGGGUCUUACACCUGGUCCACUGAACGUGGGCACGAGUCUGGGCGGCGGGACUUCGGUCGUGCAGGGUCUGUUCAUUGAGAUGUUUCUCACGGCCCAAUUGGUCUUCACGAUAUUCAUGCUGGCGGCUGAGAAGCAUCGCGCAACGUUUAUCGCACCCGUCGGUAUCGGGUUGUCAUUGUUCAUUGCCGAGUUGAUGGGUGUUUAUUACACUGGCGGAAGUGUAAACCCAACACGUUCAUUCGGACCCAACGUCGUUAUGGGUAAAUUUCCCCAUUAUCACUGGAUUUAUUGGGUUGGCCCCGUCCUCGGUUCGUUGGUCGCAUCUGGUUUCUAUAUCUUCAUCAAGGCCCUCGAGUACGAAACUGUGAACCCUCAGCAAGAUCAAAUCAGCGAAGAACCCGCCGUGUCGAAACCUUCUUCGCGCCAGGUCGAGCAUAGAGAUCGCUGGGGCGAUGAGGGGACUGUGAUGUCGGGUAGAAGUAAUGCGUCGUAUGCUGGCGGACCGAGUAUGGAGGCUGCUCGUAUUCCAACGUAGGUAUUCAUGGACUGAGAUCGAUGAGUUUUAUAUAUACGGUUUCAGCAGGUUCGUUUAGUUGUCAUGUUUAGGAGUGGCCAUUUCUUUUUAGCGUUUCGCCCAGUUAUCAAAUUAAAUCAAACAACGUGAAUAUUUCCGUAUAAUAUCAUACCGGCCAUAAAAUCCAAGGCCUCCAUUUCCUAUAGGUUAAUUAUAAAAACCACCAUAUUCCAGAUAGACAGGGAACUUCGAAGACAUAACUGGGAUUAGCCGUAUAGAAAACGGCCUGCGCUACAGUGACCGUGGAUGUCCAAGAAGCACAAACCAAGAAGGUACUAUAGCCAUACAGAGCCCGCUAGCAAGGGCAGGCACCUUCGUCACAUACGGUACACAUCAUAGUUAUGCCGCCCGGGCUGGAUGAGGAAGACCGGACCAAUGCGGUACCUCAGCAAGAAAUCGGUUUCGGUGUCAGGGACCUGAACAAUUUCGGUGAGGGGUACUAAUUUGAAGCGCCACUGAC
This is a messenger RNA of Hypoxylon trugodes, 1804 nucleotides long. Its product is annotated as aquaporin-like protein. The record is from RefSeq and is a predicted model, not a curated record. Gene Ontology annotation, biological process: transmembrane transport. Bases 331 to 1305 code for a protein of 324 amino acids. Gene Ontology annotation, molecular function: water channel activity. The transcript is spliced from 3 exons. Gene Ontology annotation, cellular component: plasma membrane. NCBI's taxonomy places the organism in Eukaryota, Fungi, Ascomycota, Sordariomycetes, Xylariales, Hypoxylaceae.